GAACGACAUGUUCAGGGAUACGAGGAGAAAGGCGAUUGCCGAGAUUGAAGUGAAGACGUUGGGGAUUUUAGAGGGAUCAUGGGGGACGAGGGGCCCAAAGGGGUCAGGAUGAUGCCGCACCACGUGCAGCAGGAGUUGUGCAGGACCAGACCGGCUUACAGACAGGGGAAGAGGCUCACCGCGGUCAAGGUUUACACAAUCAACGAUGAAUCCGUACAUUUAAUAGUAUGUGGUGUGCCCAAAAUAAACCUAAUCGAAGAGCUCAAGAAAUUGCUUUCACCUUACGGUGACGUUAAAAAAUGUGAAUUGCUUAUUGAGUAUCCAGCUGAAGAGUUCACUGAGAGCUUUCACGUGCAGUUUGAGAGAAUCCAGAGUGCCAGAAUUGCAAAACGAUUGGUGGACAACAAGAACUUUUAUGGAGGAGUCCUCCACGUGUGUUACGCCCCAGAAUUGGAAAGUCUCGCUGAAACGCGAAGGAAACUGAUUCAGAGACAGAAAGACGUUGUCGUGAGGAUUAGGAGGCACAAGGAAGACCCCACGAGUGUGGAAAGGGAUAAGUUUGUCCCUAGAGAGCAAUACCACAGACAGAAGAAAUACCCAACUCUUCCAUUGACAGAAGACAGACUGUCCCAUCAGUACCCUAACGAGUCGUUCGCCUCUAUAAACGACGGAAUCCCAAGGUCGAUAGACCCUCGGCCAGUCUCAGAGCCCAGUCUGCCCCCCAAUAAAAGGAUAAAAUCCGAUAAACAAGUGAACUACAAAGGACACGUCAUCAGGGAUAACAUCAAACAAGUUCGACCAAAAUUAAUUGACACAAAGAAGCUGCCUCACUUCGAGACCCUGCGAGAGGAGAGGAAAGUCGUUCCAGUUGUGAAGAAAGUGGACAGUGGAAUAACAAUCAAAUUACUACCCCAUUCUGAUGACAAGAGGAAACGAAUUGUCAUGAAAAAUCCUAGUACAACUAAAUUGAUAAGCUCCAGUGACGACCUGCAAGCUUCAAUCGUCUCAGUAAAAUCAUCAAUUCGCGAAGCGAUGCAGAGAAAUUAAUUCAGCACCAAUUAUUUUUAUAAUUAUUUAUUCGAAGAUGUGAGAUGCAAACAACACUACUAAAAAUACGAGGAUUGCAUUAAAAACAUGAAUAAUGCUGUUCGUAUUAAAAAUACACUAUUUAUUACAAUU
Messenger RNA from Diachasma alloeum, 1179 nucleotides. Its product is annotated as RNA-binding protein 48. Gene Ontology annotation, molecular function: nucleic acid binding. Lineage: Eukaryota; Metazoa; Arthropoda; Insecta; Hymenoptera; Braconidae. The transcript is spliced from 6 exons. The coding region runs from base 79 to 1047 and encodes 322 amino acids. The record is from RefSeq and is a predicted model, not a curated record. Gene Ontology annotation, cellular component: nucleoplasm.